Messenger RNA from Perca flavescens (yellow perch), 3314 nucleotides. RefSeq names its product serine-rich coiled-coil domain-containing protein 2. NCBI's taxonomy places the organism in Eukaryota, Metazoa, Chordata, Actinopteri, Perciformes, Percidae. Gene Ontology annotation, biological process: microtubule bundle formation. Bases 499 to 3210 code for a protein of 903 amino acids. Gene Ontology annotation, molecular function: microtubule binding. The transcript is spliced from 14 exons. The record is from RefSeq and is a predicted model, not a curated record. Gene Ontology annotation, cellular component: microtubule cytoskeleton.
UGUGUGUGUGUGUGUGGAUGAUUCAGCAGACAGUCAGUCACACUGCAGCUCGUCCUCUGUGCCACAUGGGCAACACAAGCAGACUUCAGGCGAAAACAAAAACGCGCUUUUAUUUUGAUAAUCACCUUGUAGCGCUCGGUGAAGCCCGUGCAGGUGACCCAUGUAUGUGGGAGACCCCGUAGUGUUCGAUUCGUGUGUGUGUGUGUAUGUGUGGUUGUUACAGGCCGGGCAGCAGCAACCAGAGCCCCGCAGAGAAACGGUCGUUUUCGUAGGCUACCUUCUCGGAUCUUCCAGUGGAUUUGACCAGUAUUUACAUUAUUUAUGAGGACUUUGGUCGGUCCUCAGACUGUCUCCCGUUGGAUUUAACCCAAACUGACAUCCAGCUGCUUUCAUUCAACCAUCUCAACUUCCACAUUUCCGCAUUUUGACGUCUGAUGCUGCGUCUACCCGGCAGGUCCUCGUGCACCAGUGUCUCCAUGGUGAAGUGGGCGUGGUCAGAUGUCGGCGCCCGCCCUUGAGGACCGUGCCGCCAUGCCCACCAUGGUUUCUCGGCUGCCCAAGUUCGGCUCGCGUUUCCCCAAAUCUUCAACGCUGUCCAGCGGAGCCGCUGCUCCCAUGGGUCAGACCGCCACCGGUGCCGCCCAGAGCUCCGGCACUCGCCUCACCAACGGGUUCUACCACCACCCGGGCCCAGCCGCGGCGGGAUGCAACGCCAAGACCACCGCCGCUGCAGCUCCCGUUAAGCACAACAACUUCAUCAGAGCGCCCACGGCGAUUUCCGUGAAAUGGAGGAAAGAGAACGAGGCGGUAGAGGUGGAGGAAGGAGGAGAGAGGUUGAAGGGAAAGGGAAAGUUCGGGAGCUAUUGUUCGCAAGCGCAACCGGGCUCGCAGGUCAGAAAGACGGGCGCACCUUCGCCAGAAAAGGGGCGUGGUGGUGGUGGUUUCGGUUUUUCGGUGACCAGUUCCUCAUCAUCACCGCCAUCAUCAUCAUCAUCGUCUUCUCAUUCGCUGUCGGUGCAGCCCAGCCCGAGAACGCUUCCAGUCUCCAAAAGUGGAUCUCAGGGCUCCAAGGCGAUCUUGAGCACUUUCUCUGGAUCCAAACUCCGCAGCGGUUCUCUGAGACAGCCUCAGAGCUUCGGUCCUGGUCCUGGUUCUCCUGGUCCUGGUCUUGGUUCUCUUGGUCUUGGUUCUGGUCCGGGCUCUCGUUCUGGUUCCCCCCUCCAACUCCAAAAGACGAAGAAGAAGAAGAAGCCGCCUGCCAGCCGCUCCCAGUCCAGCGACAGCCUGAUCUCGACGGGGCCGGACGUGCCGCUCACCGAGAGCGAUCGCUUUCGCUCGCGUAGCCUCACGCAGGUCCGGCGCCAGCCCUCCCCCACCCUCCCCCCUUCUUCCUCCCCCUCUUCUUCGUCAGUCUCUCGCAUCAGAACCAGCUUGGCGAGACCUGUUCCCGAGGCCCCGGGGCUCAAAGUUAAAAGUUCUGGGCUCCCCUCAGCCUUAAAGAAGCCCCUGUUACCGCCCAGCCUGGGCCUGGGCCUGGCCUGCAAGCCCAGCGGCCUCAGCUAUAGGCUGUCGCGGCCGUCACUCAUCAAGCAGCCCCGCCCCCUCAGGGUGACCUCGGCCAAUGAGACGGCAGGAGAACGGGAGGCGAGCCAAUGCCGCGCAGCGCGGAGAAACUCCGUAGAGACUCCUUCAACCACGGAGAACAGCCCGGAAAGUACCCCGGAGGCUCCAGAGCCAGAGGGGCUGUCUGCAGCGCAGGCAUCCCAGGGAGAUGUGUCCAUUGUGGGGGAGACGUUGGAGGACAUGUCCCUGUCCUCCAACUCGUCUCUGGAUAGAAACGACACCAGCCAGGAGUAUAUGGAUGACUUUGACAACCUCGGGAACGGAGGGGUGGGCAUACUGCUUCUCUCCUCUAAAAACGAGGAAGAUGACUCGGGGCUCGACCAAUCGUGCGCCAGGUUUGAUGAAGACAAGGUGGCCGUCAACGGUGUCGCCAAGCCGACGGGACUCUGUUUCCUGGACGACGGGAUGGACUGGGCCGACAUGAGACUCGGGGGUGAGGGGGGGGAGCAUCGUCUGACCACACUCUCCCAUCGGAGACAUCCCAGUCAGCCGGAAUACCACGAGCAGGGGGGGUCUUCCCUGGACCUGUCCCCGUCAGACAGCUGUGGCUCUGGGGGGACCUACAUGUGGGAUGAGGAGGGUCUGGAGCCCCUUGGGGGGGGGCCCACCACAGCCUCCAUCCACAGCAACGCAAACACCAGCCACCACAUCGGGAGCUUCGACUCGGACCUCAACAGCAUCGAUGUCCUGAACAACCUGGACUCUUGUGACCUGGAUGAUGAUGACCUCAUGCUGGACGCAGAUCUCCCAGAAGACGCAUCGCUGCACAGCGACGGAGAUGGGAUAGCCCACAUGGCUCAGUGGAGGAUGAGACAGCUCUGCUGGGGAACGCAGGACAUCCACAGUGAAAAUGAAAGUGAUUUCCAGUGCUUCAAGCUAACGGAGGAUCCUGGGAAUAAGAGGACGGACACGACCGGGGACAGCGGCCUGAUUCUGGACCUCUGUCCUCCAAGGUCUCCCUGCCUGUCUCCCGGUACUCCUGGUUUGGGUCUGGAUGUGGAGGAAAUGGCUGAAGACUGUUCUGCCGUUCGAUCCCAGCUGGAGUACUUGCAGAGGAUACUGCUGCAGGAGGAGGACGGGGACGAGGACACGCUGACUACAGACACUCUCCUGAGUCCUGAUAACGAGUCCUCCCACAGCUCAGACACACAGGUGCAGGCUCUCCUGCAGGAGGUGCAGCAGCUCCGAGAGGAGCUGAGAAGCCGAGACCAAACUAUUACACAGCUCACCCUACAACUGAGCGUUCCCAUGGUAACCACCAGGUGUGGCUGCCAGGAGGGAAGGAUGGACCGACACACACAGACGAGUGUGACGGAGAGAGAGAGCGUGGCCUCGCAGACACCUUGGAGAGAGCACACUUCACAGAUAUGUCACUCCUCCAGCCAGAAAGACCAGGAACCACUGAGGCCCCAAAGCCCCGCUCUGCCGACCCAAGUCACCAAGAGAUCCCUGCAGCCCCCACAGCCCUCUAAGCUCCACCUCUUCACAUCGCAGAUCUCCAGAGCCGCCACACCUCCGCCCAGGUUCAAACUGGCGCCCUUUGCCUCGGGCUCUUCCUCCCGCCUCCCGAAGCCAAAGAGCUACUGAGCUGUUGGCCUCUUAUUCAAAAAGGUUGAAAUACAUGCAGUUAACUUAUUUAUUUGUUAAUAUAUUGAGAGUUGUGACUGAUUAAUAAAGGUUUAAGCACUUUA